This is a messenger RNA of Diabrotica virgifera virgifera (western corn rootworm), 1148 nucleotides long. RefSeq lists its product as uncharacterized. NCBI's taxonomy places the organism in Eukaryota, Metazoa, Arthropoda, Insecta, Coleoptera, Chrysomelidae. The transcript has 2 exons. The coding region runs from base 572 to 895 and encodes 107 amino acids. The record is from RefSeq and is a predicted model, not a curated record.
GGCAUUUUAUUAAAAAAUCCAAAAUCAAAUGAAACUUUAACCAAAAAUUGGCUUUAUCUUGUCAUGUCAUGUCACCCUUGUCAAAUUGUAUAUCCACUUCACAAUUUCUCAGUUGGUCUGUGCCCAUUGAAUUGGCAAGUACCUAGUAUCUUCGAGCAGGGAACCAUGGCACCCUUUUAGCAUGUGUUCCACUUUAUCCAUUAACAUCGACUUGUAGUCAUAACAUUUUAACAUAUUACAUUAUGUAAACCAUAUAUGAUGAUGUUAACACUAUUUACGGUGUGCUAGUUUCAAAAUACUCGGUAGGAUGUAAGUAUUCCCACAUUUUUCAUUUUAACAGUCACAUUUUAAACCUUUUGCUUUAAUCUAACGUGGAAAUACUUCAUUCUAGGCACUGAAGAUGUUCUGUUUAGAACGAAAACGUUCUGCAUUCGAUGACAUUUUAUAGUUUUUAAAUAAACGAUUUUAUACCAGAAUACAUCUCGAAGUUUUUACUUCUGUAUUGGUUUUUUAAACUAUGGUAUACAGCCAACUAUUGGGAUUUUCCCAUUGAUUUUUUAUUAAUGACAGUAUGGUCAAUUUGGCUCUUCAGUAUUUGCGACUAGCAACACGACGAAACAACUUGAAACUCGAUAUAUGGUUUAUUCAACAGUGUCUCAAAUUCAAAGUUUUUCCAACUUUUAGUAUAGUCAGGACAUCAAAAAAUGUACCACCCAACAUCAGGACUUCACUACAGAUAAAACUUAUGAAAAAAGAGAUAUGUUCACAUUAUAGUAAACUUAAUUACAUCAAUUGUAAGCUUAAGUAUAGUCAGGACAUCAAAAAAUGUACCACCCAACAUCAGGACUUCACUACAGAUAAAACUUAUGAAAAAAGAGAUAUGUUCACAUUAUAGUAAACUUAAUUACAUCAAUUGUAAGCUUAAGGUAAUGUAUGAUUCUUUGCUCGAUAUUAUAGGAUUCAUUAACUUCAAUAAUUUUUUGACAGAUGUGCAUGACAAGGUAGAUGCUUCUAACACAAUUAAAUUCAAUAGAGUACAUAACAAGCUUAUUAAUCUCAUUAGAGACAAAACUGUAUAUGAUCAAGCCUCUCAGGAUAGAAAUAACAAUAAAAAGUUUUCAGAUUUUCAAUUCCAUCCUAGAAUAAAG